Fraxinus pennsylvanica is the source of this 1635-nucleotide messenger RNA. Lineage: Eukaryota; Viridiplantae; Streptophyta; Magnoliopsida; Lamiales; Oleaceae. The record is from the annotation of a GenBank genome assembly.
AUGGAAGCUCUGAGAGCUUCCUCUUUCACGUCAUUCACCUACCCACUAACAUCAAGAACCAUAUUUGAAAAACCCAUUUUUCAGAUUCCUUUAACUCAGAAAUUAACUUCACCUGUUCCCACAAAUCUCAGCAAGAAAGCGAAGUUCAAGAAUUUUACAGCCAUUUCUCCAACUGUCCUAUCUACUGAGGAAUCUGAAAAUUCAUCAUCGCCUGAUCAAGAAACUGAAGCAGAAAAUCGAGAAGAGAAAUUUGAUUGGUUUGCACAAUGGUACCCAGUGAUGCCAAUUUGUGAUCUUGACAAGAGAAGACCUCACGGGAAGAGAGUAUUGGGAAUUGACAUAGUGAUUUGGUGGGAUAGGAAUGAGAAUGAAUGGAAAGUGUUUGACGAUAGUUGUCCUCACAGAUUGGCUCCUCUGUCCGAAGGAAGAAUUGAUCAAUGGGGUAGGCUGCAGUGUGUGUACCAUGGCUGGUGUUUUGGUGGUUCUGGUGAUUGCAAGUUCAUCCCCCAAGCACCCCGGGAUGGCCCUACGGUUCACACUUCUAAGAAAGCAUGUGUAGCUGUAUAUCCAAGUUGUGUACAAAAUAAUAUUCUUUGGUUUUGGGCGAAUUCUGAUCCGUUAUAUGAAGAUAUUCAUUUGAAGAAAAAGCCUCCCUACAUCCCAGAACUUGACGACCCAUCAUUCACCAAUAUGAUGAUAUCCAGAGAUAUACCCUAUGGGUAUGAACUUCUGAUUGAAAAUCUCAUGGACCCUGCUCAUGUCUAUUACGCUCAUCGUGGAAUUAUGAGAGUUCCAGAAACUCCAAAGAGUCUGAAGGCUGAUAGAGAAGGAGGCAAACCGGUUGAAAUAAGUUUACAGAAACUAGACAUAAACGGUUUCACUGCAAAUGCAACUGGGAACAGCAAUUUUGUUGCACCUUGUCUCUACUACAGUUUUUACAGUCUAGGAGUGGAUCCAAGUAAGCAGUCCACAUCAUCGGUUGGAACCACAGAGGAGCCAUCAUCACCGGUUACACAGAAAAGAGCGCUUCUAAUUUUCUACUGUAUUCCAGUCAGUCCGGGUAAUAGCAGGUUGAUAUUUGCUUCUCCAAGAAACUUUGGGGUGUGGAUAGAUCGAGUUGUUCCACGUUGGCUCUUUCAUAUCGGACAAAACUUAAUUCUGGAUUCAGAUCUAUAUCUUCUUCACGUAGAGGAACGCAAGAUAACUGAUCUUGGCCCUCUCAAUUGGCAUAAAUCCGGCUUUGUGCCAACUAAGGCAGAUGCUCUUGUGGUUGCCUUCAGAAGGUGGUUAAACAAGUAUGCAGGCACUCAAGUUGACUUCGGAACAAAGUUUAGCAAACUACUCCCACCAACCCCUCCUAGAGAGCAGCUGUUUGAUAGGUAUUGGUCCCACACAGUGAAUUGUAGUAGCUGCAGUGUUGCGUACAGAGGUCUCAAUACACUUGAGAUUGUGCUGCAGGUCAUCUCCAUUGCUUCAAUUGGAAUAGUUGCUGCAGGGAAGCAGGGUAUUAUGUCCGCGGCUGCAAGGAACAGCCUGGUAUGCAUGGCUGUUCUGUGCUUUGUGGCUUCAAAAUGGUUGUCUCACUUUAUCUACAAAACUUUCCGAUAUCAUGAUUACGACCAUGCCUUCCGCUGA